AUGACAAUAUGGUUAAGAUUUAUACAAUCUGGUUUAAGAGGCUUUCAUACAACAUGCAUAUAUUCUUUUGAUUCUAGGACUAGGAUUUCAUUUAGAUCUUUCACCAAAAGAUGCAAUAAUCUUGUUAGCAAUUCUUUAAGAUUUAUUAGUAUUCAUAAUAGAUCAGGAAUUCUACAUAGAUAUUAUUCUAUAUCAUCAGUUGGUAAUAAGUUUACCAAUUCUUUAUUAGUUUCAAAUGAGGAUUAUAAUUGGAUUGAUUUUAAAGCAAAUCUUUUGAGAAUUCUAAACAAAAAUAAACUAAAAACUAAUUCCAAACUAAUAAAACUGUAUGAAACUAUCCAACUUCAAUAUCACUCAUGCUCCAAACAUGAAGCUGGUAAUAAUAAUACUAAUAUUAACAGAGAUUUAAAGACUAUUUAUUUAUCUAAUGCAAUUCAUCUUUGGUUCUAUCAAAAUUUAUCUAAGGAUCAAAUAUAUGAUCAUAUUAAUAACAUGAUUAAUUGGAACAUUAACUUGACUUCAUCUAUCUAUUCUAAAAGGCUAAUUCAUAAAUUAUUGCAAUCCUCUGAAUUAGACAUUCAAUUAGUCACAUUAGAAAAAUACUUAAUUGAUAAUUUUACACUAUCUGAUAGCAAUGAUAAUGUUAAUAAUAAUAAGGCUGAAACAACAAAUGAUCACUAUAAGUUAUGUCAAAAUGAUUUUAUUAAAAAAUUUAUAUCAAUCUACGAUUGGGAUACAAUGAUUCUAUUGACUAAUAAUGUCAUCAAAAGAGGUAACUGGAGAUUUGUACCAUACUAUUUAACAGCUUUAAUUGAAAAACUAAACCAACUACAAACUAAAAAUAACAACAAAAGUUUUUUAACUGAAAAUAAAAGAAGAUUGAACUUACAAAGGUCCUUCAUCAAAUUUCUUGUUGAAUUAAUGACUGUUUUAUCGAAUUUAAAUAAUUGGAAACUAGUUUUACCAAUAUUUAAAUUAAUUAUUGAAUCUGUGAAUAAUUUAACACUCUCAGUACCUUCCUCUUCUUCUUUAUCAACUACCUCUGUUUCUUUAGCUUCAACUACUAUUGGAAAUUUGGCAAUCCUAAAUAAACCUUUAUUACAGAUUCUAAAAUUAUUAAGAAUUAAUGGUCAAAAUGAUGAAAUUUUCCAAAUGAUAUCAUAUUUAAACAAUAAAUCGAUUAAAGUUGGAAAUGAUGGUUCUAAAACUUUGUUGAAUACAUUAUUUACAAGUUUUCAGUUCCAAAAAAGAUUGUUAUUGGAAUUAUUAACUACUCUGCGAGCAUUCCAUGACCCUAAAUUAAGUAUCCAAUUCUUAAUAGCCUCUGUGAGAUCACCUAACAUGGAACAAAUAUUAAAUGAUUUGGGGCUGAUUGGAUGGAUCUUUAAUGGAGAAGUAUCGACUUUGGCUCCACUUGAAUUAAAAAUAUUGACGAGUGAUUCGUUAAAUCAAUUUUUAAACACAAACCUUAAAUUUAAGAUUGAUGAUUUGGCUCCAGUACUCACUGAAUUGUAUCUAACAGUAUUAAAAAAGAAUAGUAUGAUAUUAUCAAAAGAGUGUAAUAAAGAUGUCCUCUUAAAACUAUAUCAUAAUUAUAUUAAUAAAUUGAAUUCUUCUAGAAAGAGUUAUUAUUUUUGGAAAAAUGAUUCUGGCGUAUUGAUACAAUUUUUAAAAAAUAUUAUCUUUGAGCUCAACGACCAUCAAUUAGCAUAUGAGAUACUUUUAGAUUUUUAUUCUCAAAAAUUAGCUAAAACAGUUAGAAUUGUUACUAGUAAAAAUAAAAAUAUAACUAAGACAAGUCAUCAUGAUGAUUUUUAUAAAAGGAUCCCACAAUCCUAUGUUAAUCAUAAUUGUCCAUCUACAUUAUUGAUUCAAUCAUCUUAUAAAUAUUUGUCAAUGAGCCAGAUUUCAAAAUUAUUAAAUAUCAUGCAAAUAAAUCGAACACCAUUGAAUUUCAACAUCUGUUGUUCAAUGGUUUUAAAAUUAAUUCAUUUAAAAAGAUAUUCUGACGCAAGAUUAUGGUAUGAAAAAAUAUAUUCAGGAAAUUUUAAUCUUAAUCAUUUCAUAUUGUUGUACUAUGUUAUUAGAUUUGAUUGGCCGAUACCUAAAAAUAUAAAUAAAUCGAUAAUUAUGGAAAUUAACAGUGUAAUUAAGGAAGGUUUACCCCCACAAAGACUUCCUUCGAGGGUUCAUGAUUUAAAUAUUAAUAAAAUUGUAAAUGAUCAUAAUAGUGAAAAAGUUGGCGAAAAUGAGGAUUCUAAUUUAGAUGAUAGUUUGGACUCGGAUAUUUUAUUUAUGGAUAGACAAGAAUCUGAUGAGGCUGUUUUCAAUGAGAUUUCAGCUUGUUUGAAUAAAUUAAAUGUGAAAUAUGAAUAA
Messenger RNA from Arxiozyma heterogenica, 2376 nucleotides. It is a transcript of the gene ATP22, whose product is annotated as Atp22p. The transcript has a single exon. The record is from RefSeq and is a predicted model, not a curated record. Bases 1 to 2376 code for a protein of 791 amino acids. NCBI's taxonomy places the organism in Eukaryota, Fungi, Ascomycota, Saccharomycetes, Saccharomycetales, Saccharomycetaceae.